Molecule: messenger RNA, 3719 nt
Organism: Gadus morhua (Atlantic cod)
Lineage: Eukaryota; Metazoa; Chordata; Actinopteri; Gadiformes; Gadidae
Exons: 14
Coding region: 189-1550 (453 amino acids)
Source: RefSeq, a predicted model, not a curated record
CUUCCUGCACGGUACAAUUGUUCGCUUCUAUCCGUCAGUACGAUGGUUAACAACACGUCCGAUACAAGCACACACACAUCCGCACGCAAUAAUACGCACACACAAUCAUACGCACACACGCCCUGCUACCCCUUCCCCCAUCUUCCUCCUCUUCCGUCAGACGUGUUUUACGGAAUGUUGUCAAGGGAAUGAACGGAAAAUCAGCGUUUGAGAUGUUGGGCUGUGUCGUGGUUCUGCUGGGAGCCAUCCUCAGUGCUGAAUGCUUUGCUAAAAAUGACCUCCAUGAGCGUCUGGCUCACGGCCGGCAGCUGAAGAUCUUCCUCCCUAAGACCUCAGAGCGACUGGAGUUCAUCCCUGCAGGCCAGUCUGUGGCCAGCGACGUCUAUUGGGAGAAGGGCCAGCACAGGCCGAAAAGAGGGAGUGUUUUUACGACGGGAAGUGACCGCCGCUGGACUCUGGAUAAGGUGACGUACGCGGACGAGGGAACGUACAUCCAGAAAGACUUCUGGCAAAAGGAGGUGUCCAGUGUUAAAGUAGCCGUAACACCAAGACACGUCUUUACGAAGUGUGUUGCUGGGGAGGAUCUCUCUGUGUCUCUGGAGGGCAUCGAGCUGAGUGACGCCACCCUCCGCUUCUCUGGAGAAAACAUCAACAUCACCCUGGUGCGGGAUGGGGCCCCGGUGGGGCUGGACCACCUGGACUACCACGACCGGGUGCGACCGCAGCACACCAGGAUUGACAUCCGGGAGGUGAACACCACCGACGUGGGUCACUACACCCUGUUGGACCGCCGGGACCGCGUGGUGUCCAUCGUACGCAUGGAACUCACGGACCACCAUGACUCCAGCGGGGGGAACCCCCUCCUGGCCCUCCUGCUGCUCAUGGGCAUCCCAGCUGGCAUCUGCUGCUGCUGCAGGAAGAAGAUCUUCAAGAAGAAAGCCACCUACACCUCCACCACACUACAGACGACCCCGGUGGGGCAGUACUCCCCUGCGGGAGGUCCAGCCGGCCCUCCCCCCUCCUAUCAACCUGGUCCUGGGGAGCCCACGGUGUUUUACCAUGGGCCCAAUACGGGUCCGGCGGUACAACCCCCUCCAGCUGGGGGACAGUGGAACGGCCCGCAGCCUUCUCCGGGCUCCUACCCCCCCGUGAACCCCAUGUACCCCCCUGUGGACCCGGGGUUCCCCCCCGCUGGCCCGUCCUACCCCCCCUCAGGCCCGGGGUACCCCCCCGCUGGCCCGGGGUACCCCCCCUCAGGCCCGGGGUACCCCCCUGCUGGCCCGGUGUACCCCCCUGCCCAGCCCACGCAGUGGAAUGUCCCGGCGCCUGGACCCUACCAGCCCGGCGCCGCUCCAAUGGGCUACGCUCCAGCGAUGUACUCCGCUCCACCGGGCGACGCCGCACUCUCUGCUCCCGCCAACGCCCCGCUGCUGGCUCCCCAGGUGGAGGCUCCAUCAGCACCAGUGCCUCCUAACCCCACCCAACCCGGCGACUCCACCUACAAGUUCGAGGUCGACACAGGAAAGAACAACUCCUCCAACUUCCUGUAACCCAGCGACCACCAGCUGGUGCACCACCUGGUCCCCCACCUGAUGCCCAGUGGUCCCACCCUGGUGCACCACCUGGUCCACCACCUGGUCCAACACAUGGUACUCCAACCUGGUCCCCCACCUGAUGCCCACUGGUCCCACCACCUGGUCCACCACCUGGUCCCCCACCUGGUCCACCACCUGGUCCACCACCUGGUCCACCACCUGGUCCACCACCUGGUCCCACCACCUGGUCCACCACCUGGUCCCACCACCUGGUCCCCCACCUGGUCCCCCACCUGGUCCACCACCUGGUCCACCACCUGGUCCACCACCUGGUCCCACCACCUGGUCCACCACCUGGUCCACCACCUGGUCCCACCACCUGGUCCACCACCUGGUCCACCACCUGGUCCCCUCAACUGGUACCCCCACCUUGUCCACUACCUUGUGCCCACUAGUCCAACCACCUAGUCCCCCACCUGGUACCCCUACCUGGUGCCCCCACCUAGUCCCCCACCUGGUACCCCUACCUGGUGCCCCCACCUAGUCCCCCACCUGGUACCCCUACCUGGUGCCCCCACCUAGUCCCCCACCUGGUACCCCUACCUGGUGCCCCCACCUAGUCCCCCACCUGGUACCCCUACCUGGUGCCCCCACCUAGUCCCCCACCUGGUACCCCUACCUGGUGCCCCCCCCCUGGGGCCCCUGCCGGGCCCCUUAAGUGGUGCCACCAGCUGAUUUAACCUGAGCAUAUCAGCCAUGUUUGAUGUUUAAACGAUAGAACGUGUUUAAAUAAUGGAUUCGGGUUAAUUAGAUACAUAUUUAUCGCUUAAAUACAUGCUUAUCGAAUAAUCAACAUUUGUAUGCAUGAUGUAUUCAUAGUUAUUCAUAUCGGAUACAUCCUUGUUUUUUAGCUUUCUUUCCCGCUCUGCUUUGUGUGUAUUGUUAGGCCUUUGUUUAAGGGUAGGAGAUGAGUGUGACUAAGGGCUUUACUUUGGUUAUGGGUAGGAGAUGAGUGUGACUAAGGGCUUUACUUUGGUUAUGGGUAGGAGAUGAGUUGGAAUAACUGUCCUACUUUGGUUAAGGGUUUGAGAUGAGUUGGAAAAAGGGUUUUACUGCUCAUUCCUAACCCUUAGCAUUUCUUUGGUGCGAGAUUGGAAUGAUGAUUUAUUUUAGACAGGGUUAGAGUUACAUAUAUAGAGAUUAGCCUUGUAUGGGGUUAGGAUUAAGCAUUGGGAUUGAGGAUUAAAUGUUACCUGGUAGUAUUUUUACAUGGAUCAGUGGAUCAAUUGUAAAGUGUUACUGCAGUGAUCGGUAGGGUCUUUAUAUCCCCUGUUGUGAAUCAUCUAUACCAUCCGUAAAUAACCAAGAAAUGUUUUGAAUGUUGAUGUGGAAGGAAAGUAAGGUACCAAGAAAACAAAUGAAAGAAACGUAAACCAGUAGAUUGACGUGGAUAAAGCGAUAGCCUAGUGCUACAUAUGUACACCAAAGGUCAAUACCUUCAGAACAGUUUUGCGAUUAGUUGAGGUCACUUAUUCAAGGAUCACAGAUGCCUUCCACCUAAGUCUAGUGUAGCGUAAUAUGGUGGCUCUCCGUGGUGGAUCGGCCUCUGGUCUCCACAGGAGCUUCUGAAGCAAGGUGCUGUUUCACUACACGGCAGUUGAACUGUAUACAACGGAAACAAUAUGCUUAGUCCGGACGUUAGCAAGUAGCAACGUCCUCAGUGGCCUUGCAGAGUUUCAACUCAAACAUUUUCUACAUGAAGUCGCCUUGAUGAGGUCAAACGGUUGGCUCAUUCUCCUUUUGAAUCUUCAUUCUAACUUUUUUCUCAUCUCAACGCUGAUAGCCAAACUCACAAGACAAUGCAAUACCUCAUAGUUUUACUGGGGUUGUUUUUUGGCCUGAGAUUCAUCAUGGCUUGGUUUAACAAUGUUAAAUAAAUUGCCAGAAUCGAAGUGCUCAAAUAACAGAAGUAGAAGGCAGAACAUCUGUUGGAUCUGGAGUGGAUAGCAGAUAGCUGGAACUGGACUGGAUAUGUUACACAUCAAUAAAGUUGUGAAGUGUAAUAUUUCAAAUAGCUUCUAGCGUGAAAUUAACUGGACACAUCUAUAUUCGAUGCAACAGUCAGAGAUUGAAAUAUUGUCCUAUAACUGAUAUAUUCUAUCAAUAAAAAGGAUGUCCUCUCUC